Drosophila albomicans is the source of this 669-nucleotide messenger RNA. Its product is annotated as cell death-inducing p53-target protein 1-like. The transcript has 2 exons. NCBI's taxonomy places the organism in Eukaryota, Metazoa, Arthropoda, Insecta, Diptera, Drosophilidae. Bases 87 to 509 code for a protein of 140 amino acids. The record is from RefSeq and is a predicted model, not a curated record. Gene Ontology annotation, molecular function: zinc ion binding.
GACGUCAGUUAGUCGACAACCAUCGAGCGGUGCAGUUGAGUUAAAGCGCAACUGAAGAAAACACAAACACACACACACAGAACAAAAUGGAUAGCAAGCAGCCUCCACCAUACAACACGAUCCAGCAGCCGCAGCCGCAGCCUGGCUACAUACCCGCACAGACCUAUCAGCCGUAUCCCAGUGGACCCACCCAGCCACCACUAUAUCCACCGAUGCCACAGCCACCGCCAGCACAACCGCCACAGACUGUGAUCAUCCAGACAACAACCACAUCCAAUCUGACACCAAUUGGCAGCGGACCAACGCGCAUUCGUUGUCCUUCCUGCCACGCCGAUGUGGUGACCACUGUGAAGAGUACACCAUCUGGACGCACGCAUUGCUGGGCUCUGAUACUUUGUCUGUUUGUCUGUUGGCCUUGCGUCUGUUUGCCCUACUGCAUGGACUCUUGCCAGAAUGCCGAUCACUCCUGUCCCAACUGCGGUUCUUACAUUGGCACCUUUGAGAACUAACCGUAUAUAUAGUAUAUAUAUAUUCAAUAUAUUUACCUAUGUUUGUACAUUCCAUUUUAACCUCUAAAUGAAAUUCAACCACUGCGAUCGUUGAUUAAGCGCUCUUAAAACGAAAUACUGUAUAUAUAAAACAAUAAAUUAUUACGUAUACGUAAAUGCA